Molecule: messenger RNA, 138 nt
Organism: Racocetra fulgida
Lineage: Eukaryota; Fungi; Glomeromycota; Glomeromycetes; Diversisporales; Gigasporaceae
Source: the annotation of a GenBank genome assembly
AUUCUGAAACGCCAGGUCUUUUAAAAAAUCGUGACGUUUCAGGCCACCUUAUAAUAAACCUGAGUCGCCUGCUUAUGGAUUCUCAACUUUCUCAAGGAAAAUUUACAACUCGAGAUUUUGUAAAGAAAUGUCAAACAC